UCUGGCUCAGAGAAACUUUCAGCUGUUUUCCACAGCAGCACAGAGAAGAUGACAUUCUACACAAGACGUUUAGGUGCCGGUGCCUUUGGCAGUGUGUACAAGACACAGUACAAUGGAAAAUGGGCAGCGGUCAAGAAGAUGGCAAAGCAUCUCAUCACUGAGAAACACAUUGAGAGAGAGUGGAGAAUAUGCCAGGAUGUUAAUCAUAAUAACGUGGUGAAGAUCUUGGGGAGGCCAUGGCCAGCAGAGUCAAUGUGGCAUAUUCCUUUGGAGUUAAUCAAUGGAGAGACAUUGGAGGUGGCAGUAUUUCACAGAAGAAAAUCCAACAUACAGCUGUCAAUCACAAAUAAAGCAACAAUCGUCACAGGGAUGUGUGAGGGACUGCACUACCUCCACAAGAAGAGCAUUGUGCACCAGGACCUCAAACCUGACAACAUCAUGGUUGAAUACAGCACUCUCAGAGCUGUCAUCAUUGAUUUGGGGCUGGCCAAAUUCUACCAAGGUGGCUAUACUUCUGCUACUGACAUGGGAAACGAAGCAUACUCAGCCCCUGAAAUAUUCCAUGGAGAGCCUCGAGACAUGCGCUCUGACGUCUGGGCCAUGGGUAAAAUCAUUGCCGAGGUUCUGCUCGACUGUAGACUCCCCACAAGAGAACUCUCCUCCGCCAUUAUCCAGGAGCAUCUGUAUGAGCAUCCGUACUGUGAGCCUGUUGCUAACAUGGUUGAUGGAAGUCGGAUUCAGAGGGCGAAGAUGGUUGAUGUGAUUGGGGCCAUAAGGGCUGCAGGCCAGGGCUUUAAUAAGGGGAGUAGGGGAGAUGCACCAUUACCUCUUGUAAGAGUGAAUUCAAAUGAGAAUGUGUUCCCACAUUUUUCCACUGCGCUUGGUCUCGAUAUCCCAUUCCCCAUACCCUCUACAGGUACAGUAGAGCACAGUGAGGUAGAAGCACAUGGUGCUAACGGGUUUACAUUUACCCAAGCAAGGAUGAAAGAUGGAAAGCUUCAGAAAUUAAUCAGGACAACUUUUAAUCCCUGAGUGUAGUGGAAGAGGAAUGGGCACAUAUUACGUUUCUGCAGUGUUUAGAUAACAAGCCCAACUCCUUACCCAUUAUUCUACAGUCAGUCAGCUUACAUCCAUCAACGUUGAGUAAAUAUAAUUCAAUAUAUAACUUUUAAACUGUGUUUCUCCUGUCAUCAUUGUACUCUUUUUUUCCUGUCUUAAUCAGAAAAUGGAGGAAAUAAAUUAUAAUAGUACCUACAUACAUACGUUUUGUUAUAGAUGAAGUAUGUACUUGAAGUUUUUACUAAUAUAACUGAUAUUAGUAUUUUAUGAAUAUAGUUACUAAUCAAUAAUUGUACUAAUAAACUAAUCAUUUCAAAUGAUAACUAAUACAGUAGUCUAUGCAGAGGGAGCCUGAGCGUGGCCAGACAGUUCUGUCCAAGCUCUCUCAGACGGAGGGGAGACCGUUCUGUCCAAGCUCUCUCAGACGGAGGGGAGACCGUUCUGUCCAAGCUCUCUCAGACGGAGGGGAGACCAGGGACGAUUGAAUCACGUUUUGCUCAACAAUACAUAACAUUGGAGCAAAACAAGUUACGCAUGUAAUGUUUAUGCUAGAGAGCUCUCAUACUUUAAUAUAAGCUCCCCGUAUUUGGUAUGUUACAAAUACUAGUCGUUAAGACAUCAUCUACAAUAUCAACAUUUUAAAUCUAAAAAUAUACCAAAUGUCCCCAGGCAGCCAUUACAUAGCCAGCUAUUUUGGCAUGCAUGUUUGAAGCUAGCAUGAAACAUCAUGAUUCGAGAAACUGCUCCUUACUGCCAUACCAGUUAAACCAUUUUACCUACAAUUCUGACUGCUAAACAAAAACUAGAUGAGAUGAGAAUUAUUCCUUCUGUACCCCAAAAUCAGUUUCAUUUUUUCUUAGAACACCCAAUUUUUAAAUUCAAAAUGUGACAACAAACCCAUUGUUUAAACCAUCCCCGGUGUCCCCUAAUGAAACUGACAUUAUUAAUCGUUUGUGGAAUUUAGCUGGGCAUAACAAUUGACGAUUUGCCAAUAAUCUGAGUGCUUAAUGGAAAUUCCAGAGGGGCUGGCCCUCUGUGAAACUUGGACUCAUGUGAGCUAACUCCCCUUCUGCAGAAUAAAGAACUGAAUAUUUACA
This is a messenger RNA of Conger conger (European conger), 2156 nucleotides long. RefSeq names its product probable myosin light chain kinase DDB_G0275057. Gene Ontology annotation, molecular function: protein kinase activity; ATP binding. Gene Ontology annotation, biological process: protein phosphorylation. The transcript is spliced from 5 exons. The record is from RefSeq and is a predicted model, not a curated record. Lineage: Eukaryota; Metazoa; Chordata; Actinopteri; Anguilliformes; Congridae. Bases 49 to 1032 code for a protein of 327 amino acids.